Molecule: messenger RNA, 1002 nt
Organism: Hyaloperonospora brassicae
Lineage: Eukaryota; Oomycota; Peronosporomycetes; Peronosporales; Peronosporaceae
Source: the annotation of a GenBank genome assembly
AUGGCCGGGCUCAAGCGACGACGCGAGGACGUCUCGCAGCGCAGCACGAGAUCUCGCCAUCGUGAUGCGAGCGACAGCGAAGACGCGAGUGAGACUGAUGACGAAGUGCCGCCGACGAAUGUCGUGGUGGCUGGCAGUCCCAGCGAUAGCGACGAGAAGGAAAGAAACGGCGACGAUGACGAUGACGACAACGAAAACGAUGAUGAUGAUGAAGAAGAGGAGGAGCUGCUGGAUUUCACGCAGACGGACUAUGCCGCCCAGAUGAGUCAGGCGGACCUUGAAGCGGAGGAUGACGACGACGGAGGUGGCAAGAAGUCCGAUGGUAAGCCGACCAAGCCCAAAGCGUUGCACCGACUGUCGGAAAAGGCGCUGGAAGAGCUGGUGGCGAAGCUAGUGCGCUAUAUGCUGUACAAAAGCGGUCUGAAGCUGCCGAUCAAGUUUGUUGACAUCAGCAAAGAGGUGUUCCCGCAGUACAAGAACGUGUCGAGAUACCUCUUCUUCUUUGCGAAACAGAAGAUCGAGAGUGUCUUUGGAUACCGUGUGGUGCAUGUGGACGACAGCUCAGGCAAGGAAAUGUACUUUGUGCUCAACAGUGUGUCGUCGCAGGAACACUUGCUGCUCAUGAACAAAAAUGGAAAGGCUGCCUCACGAGGCUUCCUCAUGAUGGUUCUGGGUCUCUUGUGGUGCGCUCCAGCGCGGCGACUGUCGGAAGAUGACUUGUGGAAGCAGCUGGCCCGUUUGGACCCGAAAGUGCAGCUGAAAGUGAACCAUCCACUGCUCGGUGACAUCCCUCUUCUGUUCAAGACGUUGGAGAAUCAACUCUACCUCAACGCCACUUUUGAGAUCGAUCCGGACCUGAAGAAGAUCCGAUACUACCAGUACGGCCCACGCACGUUCCUCGAAGUGAGCAAAGUGCAGAUCCUCAACUUUGUGUGCAAGCUAAUCACCGGCCAUCCUCCGUCUGACGUUCAAGUCAACGAAGUCAUAGCAGAGGAUAGCUAA